Messenger RNA from Aspergillus sclerotioniger CBS 115572, 562 nucleotides. RefSeq lists its product as uncharacterized. Lineage: Eukaryota; Fungi; Ascomycota; Eurotiomycetes; Eurotiales; Aspergillaceae. The transcript has a single exon. The coding region runs from base 82 to 378 and encodes 98 amino acids. The record is from RefSeq and is a predicted model, not a curated record.
GUAUGGGUCACUCACUGCUUGCUCUUCUUCUCUCAUUUGCCUUUGCUAUCAAUAGAAUCGAUUGUGUUUCUAUUGACAGGUAUGAACCCAUGUGGUAAUGUUAGGGGUCCCACUUGUAUGGUCAAUGUACUCCCGGUAUCAUAUACAGUCUUUACAAUCACGAUACCCGCCUACUGCAGGCGACGGGCUGACAGCAUCAAUCUCAUCAUAAUCACAAGCAAAAUGAAUCAGGUAGCGAUUGAACACUCCAUCCGACAAGCCCUUAUCAACUUCGAUAAAAAGCUAACUGAGAACCACGUUGAUAUUCAAUGUUCCCAAUCUCGAUGUUGUAGGGUCAACUGCACGACUUGGAUCUACCUCGUAGCCGGUAGCCGGUAGGCGGAAAUUUGGAGCACCGGGCAUCGACCUUGCAAUCGUAUGCCUCUGUUAGCGUCGGCCCGUCAACCUUUUUUGAAGAGAUCCGGCUGUCCCACCCUCAAUCUGCUGGUACUAGCCUAGUACUAGAUAGAUAGUCUUAGUGGGCAGAUGCUUCUAGGUAGAUAAACCUCACUCCAAAGGUCUC